Messenger RNA from Aspergillus puulaauensis, 837 nucleotides. RefSeq lists its product as uncharacterized. NCBI's taxonomy places the organism in Eukaryota, Fungi, Ascomycota, Eurotiomycetes, Eurotiales, Aspergillaceae. The record is from RefSeq and is a predicted model, not a curated record. Bases 1 to 837 code for a protein of 278 amino acids. The transcript is spliced from 3 exons.
AUGGAUUCGGCCCCGCAGGUGCAAGUUGGUGGAACUGAAGAUGCAGCGCGGAGCACGCAAACUCCAGUCGAUGCGGAGAUGACGCCGGCCCCAAGUGCAGGAAAUGACGGUCAAACAGAACAGACACAAGACGUUUCUUUACCAGAUGCGCAACCAGCAGAGGAAUCACAGCCCCCAAAACUGCUUCACUUCCUUGAUUUCUUGACAUCACCAAUUGUCGAGCUCGUUGUUGGAAGCGGUGAUGAAAAGACUGCCAUGACGGCCCACCAGAGCCUACUGUUGGAAACGCCUUUGUUAUCCGACCAGGUUAAGGCAUUUGGCGAAGGUCCGCGCCGGAUUGAACUCCCUGAUGAAGACGUCGAAGCGUUUGGUUAUUUCUUACAGUAUCAAUACACACGGGACUAUGCACCUUCACAACUACAAAUUGUCAAUGGAACAGAUGAUACUGGCGAACAGCUCCUCAAGCAUGCUCGUGUAUACACGCUGGCAGGGAAACUAGGUAUUCCUGCCCUGAAGUCCCUUGCGCAUUCUAAGAUACAUCGCAUCAAUAGUACCUCGCGUGGUGAAUUGGCCUAUGCCCGCUAUGUAUAUGCUAACACGGCGUCCGAUGAUGUUACUAUUCGCAGGCCCGUGUCGAACUUUUGGGGUAUGAGGAGCCAUGUCCUGCGCCAUGAGGCGGUCGAAGAUUUUAAGCAACUAUGUCUCGAUGUUCCGCAGUUUUGUUUUGACGUCCUGACCGUGGUUCUGGACCAAAAAGAGAAACGCGCACAGGACCGAGCGGAGACAGAAUCUGGAGUGAAGGGAAGUGGAAGGAAGCGACUUCGCAGUGGCCUCUAA